AGCCACUUAUAUAUAUUCUCAUUCGCUUUAGCUUUAUUCUCUCUUGCUUUCUCUAGUGUUCCAUUUUGAUGUGAUAUUCUCCACUAACAAUAUCUCAUUCCAAAAACCCCAAACGUUUACAAAAGUGAAUUUUACAGCAUCAUUCAAGAAACUAUGGUUUUUUCCUUUAUUUCUGCUUAUCUUGAUCCAUCCAACUGGCAACAGCAAGUUGGAUAUGGCAUCCCAAAUACCCAGCUUCCAUCAGCACCACCACAACCUACGCCGCCGCAUCCACUAGCGACUACUCCACCACCACCUCGGCCCCAUGGUGUGGUUGGUGAAGAUUCAAUCCGACCGGGCUCCAUGGCUGACCGAGCCCGGUUAGCAAAUAUACCAAUGUCAGAGGCAGUUCAAAAAUGCCCUCGCUGUGAGUCAACAAACACAAAGUUUUGCUACUUCAACAACUACAGCCUCUCCCAGCCUCGUCACUUCUGCAAGACCUGCAGAAGGUACUGGACGAGAGGAGGCGCUAUAAGGAGCGUCCCAGUGGGUGGAGGUUGUCGCAGGAACAAAAGAAGCAGCACUAACAGUACUACUACUAGUGCUACUAAAUCCAGCAACAAUAACAAUACUUCUAAAUCACCAGCUUCUAGCCAAGCUACUAAUUCUGGUUCCACAAGCAACAAUAGUUGUACUUUUUCAAGCCAAUCGUCAGCAGCUAGUUUAUUAGGUCUAAUGAAUCCUCAAAUUCAUCCUCUCCGUUUCAUGUCCCCUUUAGGCCAAUUGACUGAUCAACACUUCACCCAAAAUGAUAAUGUUACGAUGAAUUACUCGUCAUUUUCUUCUUCAUCACCAGCUCCAGUCAUUGUGGAAUCAACCAUUGAAAGCACGAAUUUUCAGCUCGGAAUGAGUAACAAUUUAGAGCAGUGGCGGCUACAUCAACAACUGGCGAGCCAAUUCCCAUACAAUUUGUACGGGGGAUUGGAUUCGUCUUCUGCUUCUGGCUCAGGGCUUUACCAUUUCCACCCAACUCAUUACUCAAGUAAUGAGGUGGGUGGUGGUGGUGGUGUCAUAAGUCAAAUUAGGUCAAAAGUUUCGAACCCUAUGUUGACUCAGCUGGCAUUGAUGAAAAUGGAAGACAAUCAAGAUCAUCUAGCAACUAUGCCACGACAGUUUUUAGGGCACGAAAACUGGCCAAGUAAUGGUAGUCAUGCUAAUUGGAAUGAGCUUUCCGUGAGUUUUAGCUCCUCUUCCACUAGUAAUGUACUAUAAUUAUCAGUCGAUGAAAUGUUCAGAAAAAGAACGCCAAAAUAGUCGCAGAUACAGAGUUAACACUAUCUUGCUUCCAGUUCAGUAUCUGACCUUCUUUUCCUAUUUCAAUAUUAGUCAUUUGGAAGCUGACAAUUUUGUCAGCAAACUGUAGAAGGAAGUCAUAUGCUAGGAAGAAAAAUUGUCUGAAACCCUAGAAUAUGUAGUUUUUCUUCUUUUUGGUUUCCCUUAUUUCUGGGUUUAUCUUUACAUUUAGUUGUAGUUUCUUUGUUUUAAUUAUGUUGAAUAUGUUUGGAGAAUGAAUGUACUUUUAGUUGUUCCUUCUA
This is a messenger RNA of Capsicum annuum, 1574 nucleotides long. RefSeq names its product dof zinc finger protein DOF2.4. Bases 154 to 1251 code for a protein of 365 amino acids. The record is from RefSeq and is a predicted model, not a curated record. NCBI's taxonomy places the organism in Eukaryota, Viridiplantae, Streptophyta, Magnoliopsida, Solanales, Solanaceae. The transcript is spliced from 2 exons. Gene Ontology annotation, biological process: regulation of DNA-templated transcription. Gene Ontology annotation, molecular function: DNA-binding transcription factor activity; DNA binding.